GCCGAGGGGCAGAGCAUGGGAAUUUUUAUUUCCCUCCCCCGCCACUGCACCGUUGGACAUUCUUCUGCAUUUCUGAAGGGAAAAAACUCGUCAAAGAAGGGAAAGGAAGAAAGGCAGUAGGGAAGGGGGGAGAAAGUUGGUUGACUUGCAGAAAAGUAAAGCUUUUCAGUGGCUCCCACUGCACUUUGCUCUAGAGACCCUCAGUCCACCCGAAGCUGGAGGAUGGAGCCAGAGCUCUCGCCCGAGCUCACACCAAUGCCCCUUGGGGAGAAUGGGAGUGCCCACCUGGUGCCCGACACAGCCCUGCUGCCCCCAGAGAAGGGCACGGCCAUGUUCAUCAUCCGUUGUGUGAUCCCAUCGCUUUACCUCCUCAUCAUCACUGUCGGCUUGCUGGGCAACAUCACGCUUAUGAAGAUCUUCAUUUCCAACAGUGCCAUGAGAAGUGUGCCCAACAUCUUCAUCUCCAGCCUUGCAGCUGGUGAUCUGCUGCUGCUAGUGACCUGUGUCCCCGUGGAUGCCUCCCGGUAUUUCUCUGAGGAGUGGCUCUUUGGGGAGCUGGGCUGCAAGCUCAUCCCUGUCAUCCAGCUCACCUCCGUUGGUGUCUCUGUCUUCACUCUCACUGCCCUCAGUGCUGACAGGUACAAAGCAAUUGUAAAUCCCAUGGACAUCCAGACCUCCAGUGCAGUGCUAUGGACCUGUCUUAAAGCCACUGCCAUCUGGGUAAUCUCCGUGCUCCUAGCAGUUCCUGAAGCAGUGUUCUCCGAACUGGCUCACAUCAAUGACACAGAUAAUGCCACUUUCACAGCGUGCAUACCGUACCCCAUGACAGAUGACAUGCACCCAAAGAUCCAUUCUGUGCUGCUUUUCCUUGUAUAUUUCCUUGUGCCUCUUGUGAUUAUUAGUAUCUACUACUAUCAUAUUGCAAAGAGUUUAAUAAAAAGUGCUCACAACAUCCCUGGAGAAUACAGUGAGCAUUCCAAAAGACAGAUGGAAACUCGGAAACGUCUGGCAAAAAUUGUUCUAGUUUUUGUUGGCUUCUUUGCUAUCUGCUGGUUUCCUAACCAUGUGCUAUACAUGUACCGAUCUUUUCAUUACAAUAAGAUUGAUCCAUCAACAGGACAUAUGGUUGUUACCUUAGUGGCCCGAGUGCUAAGCUUCUGCAAUUCUUGUGUCAACCCAUUUGCAUUGUAUUUUCUCAGUGAGAGUUUCAGAAGACAUUUCAACAACCAGCUUUGCUGCAGGAAGAAAGCUCAGCGAGAGAGAUCUGCCAGCUACUUGCGCAACUCUUCUGCCAUUCAAAUGACUUCCCUGAAAAGCAAUACCAGGAACACAGCGACUACCAUGACACAACUGAAUGGGCACAACUUGAAACAAGAAAUGUCAUUAUGAUUUAACAUGUGUAAUUUUUGACUGUGAAACAAAUUUGAACAUUUUAUUUGCGGUUUGUAACUCACUUUUGGCUCUCGUGAUUAGACUGUCUAAGUACUCAAAAUAGAGGUUCUCUCAAAGUCUGGCCAGUAUCAGAUUAUCUCACACCUAGUCUGACUCUUAGAUAGAAAUGAGCAGUACAUUUUAUUGAGAAACCAAAACUGACUGGUGUUACACUGUACUUUAAAGGACAUGCUAGUAUGUGUUUAACAUGAAGGAAAACAGAGUAUCUGAUAUAAUAUUGCUUUAAAAAGUUUAGAUUUUCUGAUUUGAAAAAAUAUGUAUUUUCAACUGAAUAUUGAUCCAGGCUUAUGUUUUACUCUAAUAGAUUUUGCAUUAUUUUAGCUGUGUGGUAUCUACAGACAUUGCUUGUUAAGACUGUUAGGCAUUUUGGACUCAAUUAAAGGGCCAUUGCAACACGUAAAUUCUAGUUUCAGAUAAAAAAAUAUUCAAGUAUCGAGUGCCAGAUCUUUACCUCAUUGAAAUCCACCUUGUUUGUUCACUUUGGUAGACAUACGUGAUGAGAUUUUACUCUUUGAAGCUUCUGCUUGCUGCUGAGGUCAGAAGUUUAUCUGCUAAAAUUUCAUUGUUUUCAUGGUUAACAUAUCAAAAGAAAAAUGGGUGCAACACGCAGGUUUUCUAGAACUCAGUGUCUGAAAGCUCGUUUCUCUGACUGUUAAGACUGUAGCACCAUUGGUUUAGAGUUUCUACAUGCUAUAUAUUUGCUGCUAACUGAUGUUGUUGAUAUCAGUACACAGCUAAGAAGGAUGCUAAGUGUACUGGGAGGGUUGAACAUUCAAGAAGGUAAAAUUCUGAGUGGCUACUUCACAGGGGUUCUGUGGCAAGUCUUCAUACAGCUCAGCAAGAUCUCAGAGUGCAGAACCCAGAUUAAGACCAGACAAAACCAAACUGAAGGAUGCCAUGCAGGAGCGCACUCAACAUACUCUGAUCGCUAAGGAUCAUCCAGACCAUGGGCCAGACAAGUCCUAGUCUGAGACAACCCCCAACUAAUGAAACAUGGGUGGCUGGCAUGAGUAGCUGGCAUUGGUUGCUCAGUACCAGCUGUUUGCUUUCUGUGUUUUAAGUACAUGUCUUAUGAGGAGUUGCUGAAUGAGCGGGGGUUAUGUAGUCUGGAGAAAAGGAGGCUCAGGGGGACCUUAUCAGUCUCUACAACUCCGUGAAAGGAGGUUGAAGCCAGGUGGGGGUGAGGGUGAGUCUCUUCUUCCAAGUAAUAAGUGACAGGCCGAGAGGAAAUAGCUUCAAGCUGUGUCAGGGAAUGUUUAGAUUAGAUAUUAGGAAAAAUUUUUUCACUGAAAGGGUGAUCAGGCAUAUUAGAAUAGGCUACCUAGGUAAGUGUUGGAAUCACCAUCCCUGGAAGUGUUCAAAAGGAGUGUAUAUAUCAGUUGGGGAUAUGGUUUAGUGGUGAACAUGGUGGUGCUAGGCUAAUGGUUGAAUGCGAUGAUCUUAGAGGUCCUUUCCAGUUUUAACUAUCUUGUGAUUCUAUUCUAUCUUCUAGAUCUACUCCUCAUGCACACACUGUUUACCAGUCUCAACAAAGCUCCAGUACUGUUGAAAAUCUGACACUUUUUCUUUUCCUGAAGGCCCAUGUGCAUAAAUAGUCAAUGUACUUCUGAAAAUCCUGUCUGAGCUGCCUAAAAAAAUGAUUUUCAAACGUUUUUGUUAGUCAUUCCAGUGCCAUGGGCAGCAUACAUCUUUGUCAUUAUUCUUAGGAGGACACUUUCAAGGUACAUGGUCAGUGCGGACCUGGGAUUAAAACAGCUGAGAAUGCUGUGUGAGGCUCUAGUACCAAUUACCAUCAUGUCCAGAACAAAUUUGCUAGGAGGAUCUACUCCUCUUUUUUUUCAGUUACAGAUCUCUACUAGGGAUACCCCAGACAAAGCUUGCAAAACUGCCCUUCAAAUCUCAAGAAAGCAAGAAGUUCAGCCCUAAAAUAAUAUAUUUUUUUAAAAAUUUUUUUAAUCAGUUCACAUGCCAACACAGGUAGUCAGCUAGGCACAAAGACAGAAACAUACUUCUGCUGCUCGGGCAAGGCUGUUCAUAUAAAAGCUUCUGGGAGGAGUCAGAGCUGAUUCCCCCCUUACACAGCUGCACGGUGUCAGAUGAAUAAUUAUUCCCAAGCCAGGUGAGAGGCUAGCUGGGGCAGGGUUUGUUUUGUGUCUGAGCUUCAGAGAGAAAAUGCUCACAGUGUCCUUCUUAGGAGAAGGGGCAGUAAUGGCAGAUAAGGGCACCUUGUGAAAUUAUUUUGUUAUGGCCAGUUCAUGAGCCAAAUGUAAUUUUAAAUGCCUUUUUCUUUGAAAUUGGAUGGAACUGCGCCAGCACAGAUCUCUCUGUCACAACAUCGUAUCCUCGACUGCUGCAGUGACUUGUCUAAGGUGAAUACUAGAAAGUACACCAGAAAUUUAGAUUGGAUUUCAGAAUUAGUUUCCAGCCUUAUAAUUUCAAAAGCUGAAGUGCUUAUGCAAUGUAGCAACUCACUAUUCCUUUUGUCCUUAUUUAUGCACUUGCACUUAUUUAGUCCUGUUUGUAAUUGUGGAACCAUCGGAAGUUCAAAAUUUCUUUCUCAAUUCCCCUGUCUUCAAGACUAGUCAUACCCCUACCCCAAUUUUUAAAGCAGCAAGAAGUUAAACUGAUGUAAUUUGUACAUGAUUUAGCUAAUUAUCUGAGAAAAAAAAUCCCCAGUUUUUACCACUCAACAGGGAAAGUAACAGAUUGAAGUUCUUACUGUCAACCAGCAUGGUCCAGUUGGAUGAACCUAUAGGGUGAUGUAAUGUAGUUAAAGUUGUGUGCAGCAUUCAAAUGAGAAAACUUAUGAAGUUCAGUGUAGUUCAGCUCCAUACUACCUGCCCUAGCUGAUUGCAGUUGCCCUGUGGCUUCAGUGGCUCCUUGGAAGGCUUUACACAAAGGAGCCAAUUGAUUCGAACUUGUAAAUCUAUGUGUAAUGGUUUAGGAAAUUGUCACCUGUCAUGGUUUAGGAAUGGUAUUCCACAAUCUAGUGUUCUAAAGUUUUGGAUUCCACACUUCUAAUCAGUCUCAAAUCCUUUUUACUCACAAAUAUUUCACACCUGCAAAACACAAAAGCUUAAUCUUCCUUUGUCAAUUCUUAGUGCUGAUCGUUGACUGCAAUCAAGUUCCCCAUUCAUUUGUGCUGGUUUUUUUCUGGUUCUCAGCUCCUGAUUUUGUUUAGCAACUUUCUACACUGCAUAGCAUUUCACAGGACUUCUAAAUCCAUUGUGUUCUUUAUUUCCUAAAUGCAUUUGUCUGAUGGGGACAUUACCAGAUGAUACAGGUGCCCUACCGGAAAAAUAAUAAUCUAAUUUAUAGUAGAUUUGAUGCUUGUGUUUGAUUCAUACUCUUCGCUCAGCAUCUUAAAGUGCUGUGUGUGUUAUGGACAGCAUGAGCCAGCUUUCUGGCAGAACUGCAAGCUACAUUUCUUUUUGUUGCAAGGGGAAGGUGUUCUAGACUAUAACUCCUUCUUGUCAGGAAAUCAGCACAAUUUUGGUUCAUUAUUUCCCAGGCCUAAUACUUCAAGUCUGUUUUGAGUAAGUAACCUAAACUGUAUAUAGCUCCUCUCAAAUUCUUGUAGCAUGGCGUGCCAGAAUUAGUUAAUCUUUCUGGAGCUUUACUGGGUGUAUUGCUAGCCCAAUAUGCACAUUUUGGAAGUGUCUGUUACUGUGUUUCUGUACAUAUUGUAUAAAAGUACAACUGUAUGUAUAAAGCUAUUUUCAGAGAACACUGCUUGCUAACAAUUAAAUGAUUGUAG
Molecule: messenger RNA, 5209 nt
Organism: Corapipo altera (White-ruffed manakin)
Lineage: Eukaryota; Metazoa; Chordata; Aves; Passeriformes; Pipridae
Gene: NMBR
Product: neuromedin B receptor
Exons: 3
Coding region: 223-1389 (388 amino acids)
Biological process (GO): bombesin receptor signaling pathway
Cellular component (GO): membrane
Molecular function (GO): bombesin receptor activity
Source: RefSeq, a predicted model, not a curated record